AUGGUUAUGGCAACUGCCGUCAUCGAGCACUACGCACCACUCAACCAUCAUGUUCCUAUGAAAAGUUACGAUCUCUCCGAUGGUGACCAUCAUCAUCAUGGAGUAAAGCUACCCAAGCAAAUCAUUGCCGAGGCCAUGCGCCAGCGGAUCGAUGAUAUUGACCAUGAGCGCUGCGAGCCCGGCGAUGAGGACACCUUCUUCGUCGCUGAUCUGGGCGACGUCUACCGCCAGUACCAGCGCUGGAAGUUGAAUCUCCCCCGCAUUCGGCCCUUCUACGCCGUCAAAUGCAACCCGGAUCCCCAAGUCCUCAAGCUCCUCUCCAGCCUCGGCACCGGAUUCGACUGCGCCUCCAAGGCCGAAAUCGACCAGGUUCUCUCUCUCGGCUUGAACCCUGACCGCGUCAUUUAUGCCCAGCCAUGCAAGACCGGCUCCUACCUCCGCCACGUCAGAGCCGUUGGCGUCAAGCAGAUGACCUUUGACAAUGGCGACGAGCUGCGCAAGAUUGCCAAGUUCUACCCCAACGCCGAGCUCUACCUGCGCAUCAUGACCGACGAUACGUCGAGCCAGUGCCGUCUGAGCAUGAAAUUCGGUGCCGCCAUGGACACCACCGACAGCCUCCUCGCCUUGGCUAGUGAGCUCGGCCUCAACGUUGUCGGCGUGAGCUUCCACGUCGGCUCCGGCGCCUCGGAUCCCAUGGCCUUCCUCAAGGCUGUCCGGGAUUCCCACAUUGUCUUCGAGCAAGCCCGCGAGCACGGCUACGACCUGCGCACUCUCGACGUUGGCGGUGGCUUCUGCGGCGAGACUUUCGAGGAGAUGGCCGCUGUCCUCACCGCCGCCCUCGACCAGUACUUCCCACCCUCGCGCGACGUUAACAUCAUCGCCGAACCGGGCCGCUUCUUCGUCUCGUCGGCCUUCACCAUCGCCUGCCACGUCAUCGCGCGCCGCACCAUCGAGGAUCCCAGCAUGGCCGAGACGGGCUACAUGGUCUACGUCAACGAUGGCGUCUACGGCAACUUCUCCUGCAUCAUGUUCGACCACUACAACCCCGUUGCCAAGAUCCUACGCGCUGGCGACCGCCUCUGCUAUGACAAGCCCGAGGCCUCCGCCUCCGUCACCGGCGAGGGCAUCCAGUACUCCAUCUGGGGUCCAACCUGCGAUGGCAUCGACCGCAUCACCGAGAGCAUCCGUUUCGAUCAGAUCCUCGACGUCGGCGAUUGGAUCUACUUUGAAAACAUGGGUGCUUACACCAAGUGCUCUGCUACGAGGUUCAAUGGCUUUUCCGACAAUCAUGAUGUUGUCUAUGUUUGCAGUGAGCCUGGCGCGAAGGCCCUCUUGACCAUGUGA
Scedosporium apiospermum is the source of this 1344-nucleotide messenger RNA. Its product is annotated as Ornithine decarboxylase. The transcript has 2 exons. Gene Ontology annotation, molecular function: ornithine decarboxylase activity. NCBI's taxonomy places the organism in Eukaryota, Fungi, Ascomycota, Sordariomycetes, Microascales, Microascaceae. The coding region runs from base 1 to 1344 and encodes 447 amino acids. The record is from RefSeq and is a predicted model, not a curated record. Gene Ontology annotation, cellular component: cytoplasm.